Molecule: messenger RNA, 3190 nt
Organism: Cyprinus carpio (common carp)
Lineage: Eukaryota; Metazoa; Chordata; Actinopteri; Cypriniformes; Cyprinidae
Product: choline/ethanolamine transporter flvcr2a-like
Biological process (GO): transmembrane transport; heme export
Cellular component (GO): membrane
Molecular function (GO): heme binding; heme transmembrane transporter activity
Source: RefSeq, a predicted model, not a curated record
AUGAUUGACAGCUGAUCACGUGCUAGAGUUUCUCUCUCAUGUCAUGAUGGUGAUGAUGAUGAUGAUGAUGAUGUGGAGUCUGAAGCUCACAAGCAUGAUUCCGAGAUAGAAGUGACUGAGUUGUUUCCUGGAGGGAUGUGUGAUUUUGUCUUCACCUUUGCUCUGAAUUUUUAUUCUCGGUGGAAACGAAGUCAGUCCGGAUGUUUACAGACUCUUGGGAACUUCUUCUGCGUCUGGAAUAUUUCCUUAAUUAAAAUAGAAGGACGCGAUUCUGUAUUCAUUAAGCAGGAUUGACUGAAGGUAGAAUUCGCAGCGCAAAAUGUGCGAAAAAAGCGGCAACCACUUUGGAAAAGACGUUCUUCAGACAGAGCAGACAAAAAACACAGAUGGAAACUUUGAUCAUGUUGAAAUCUCCGAAUGCAGAGACACGAACACUGUCUGUAAGACUCGUGUAUACCGGAGGCGAUGGCUCAUUGUGAUUCUCUUUAGCUCUUAUUCGCUGUGCAACGCGUUCCAGUGGAUCCAGUAUGGAAUCAUCAACAACAUCUUCAUGAAAUUCUACAACGUCUCUUCAUUCGCCAUCGACUGGCUGUCAAUGAUCUAUAUGUUGACUUACAUCCCCUUCAUAUUUCCAGUGACAUGGCUGUUGGAGAGGAAGGGGCUGCGGGUGAUCGCUCUGUUCGCAGCCUCGAUCAACUGCGUGGGAACGUGGAUCAAAGUGGCCAGCGUUCAGCCAAACCUGUUCUGGGUCACUAUGCUCGGACAGUUCACCUGUUCCUUUGCGCAGGUGUUCAUUUUGGGAAUGCCGUCUCAGGUCGCGUCCGUGUGGUUCGGAUCUGAUGAAGUGUCCACCGCCUGCGCCAUCGGCGUGUUUGGAAAUCAGCUUGGCAUUGCUAUUGGUUUCUUGAUCCCACCAAUACUUGUGCCCAACGUGGAUGACAUGAAUGAACUGGCUCAACACAUCAGCAUCAUGUUCUACAUUACAGCCGCUGUGGCCAGCCUCAUCUUUCUGCUGGUCGUGUUUGUUUUUCAGGAAAAGCCUGAAAUCCCUCCGUCUCUGUCUCAGGUGGCGCUCAGAGACAUGCCCACCACACAGUACUCCUACUUGGCUUCAAUUGCAAGACUUUUCUGCAACAAGCCCUUCAUCCUCCUCCUCAUUAGCUACGGACUGAAUGUGGGAUGUUUCUACGCUGUUUCCACUCUGUUGAACAGAAUGAUAAUAGAGCACUACCCUGGUGAAGAGGUGAAUGCUGGGAGAAUUGGCUUGACUCUCGUCAUCGCUGGCGUGGUCGGCUCUCUGCUCUGUGGAAUCUGGCUAGACAAGACCAAGACUUAUAAGCAGACGACGCUCACAGUGUAUCUGUUGUCGUUUGUGGGGAUGGUGAUCUAUGCUUUCACCCUGAACUUGGGUCAUCUGUGGGUUGUGUUCCUCACAUCAGGAGCGCUCGGGUUCUUCAUGACGGGUUAUCUGCCGCUGGGCUUUGAGUUUGCAGUCGAGCUCACGUACCCAGAGUCAGAGGGAACAUCUUCAGGGCUGCUCAACUGCUCAGCGCAGAUGUUUGGAAUUGCAUUCACCAUCAUUCAAGGCAAAAUCAUCGAUCACUUCAGCACACUGGCCGGAAACAUCUUCCUCUGUGUGUUCCUCUUCAUCGGCUCCAUCAUGACAGCGCUUAUAAAAUCUGACCUGCGGCGACAGAAGGCCAACAGUCAGCCUCAGACAGAGGUGAUCGCUGACUCAUCCGUACAUCCCCAAGAUGGAAAAUCAUUAAAAGAGGUGAAGAUGUAAAGACGGAAACCACUGGAAUCACUCUCUCAAAGUGCAUCACACCUCCAUGUGAACAAUCAUCGCAUAAAUCCUACUGAAAUUUACACUGACAAUAUCUGAACAAUAACAGUUCAGUAGCACAACCGAAAGUACAUUUUCUAACUUCACGUUGUAAUAUCCUGUUGUUUUUCCUUCAGUAGCCUAUUUAACCUAACCAGUAGUUAGUGCUCAUUACAAAGCUCCCACAUCACAACAUUCAAUGGGAAUCAUUUAUGAAACAAAAGCACAAAAAAAUUGAAGGCCGUUGCAUUCAAUUCACACAAGUAUGGAUUUAUGAACACUCCACAUGAACUGCUCGUGUUUCAUGUUGUAAUGUGUAAUUUUCUACACCUUACGUGUAUCGUGAUGUUUGCACGAUGGUUUGUUAGUUAUGAGAACCAAAUGUUUUUUAGCACUAAGUACUAAUCUAGUAUAGAGUGUAACAGACACAUCUAGAUCUGAUUCAGGUGAGCUGGAUGUUGAUGCUGGACAUCACUCUGUUAUUAUGGAAGGUCAAAGUCCUGCAAUGAAACCAACUCAAUAUAUGAUGCUUUAAAUGUGUGAGCGCCUUGAGAAAGAACAUCAGUGAUCAAUGGAGAUGUGUGAUGAUACUCUCGUCUUAUAUAACACACAACGGUGCAGAACACAGGAAAUUAGAAAAUAAUUUACUUUGGGAACAUCUGCGAUGGUUAAUGUGUGUUGUAGUGUGCAGUGUAAUGUGUGAUUGAUUACACUGAAUGAAAUCCAAGGUUUUCUCUUACUCAUGUUGGACUGCUGAUUCCAAAACCAGUAUCUGUUUUGCUGAAGGAAAGAAGCUGUUGUUAAUUGCCAGAGAAACUGCGACAAACACAUGAUUCCUGUCUUCAUCUGAGCCACAUUACAACUUUUAGUUCAGUUCUCAGACCAUUUGCAUGUGUAAUCUAAUCCUGAUAUUAAGGUCAGAAUUAUGGACAGAAGAAAGUCUUUUACUGCAUCCACAGAACAUCACGGAAAAAAAUAAGAUAUUCAUAAACAUGUUUAUGUGAAGUUUAAGAGAUUAAAUUGUGAGUUUGAACAUGUUUCUCCACUCCUCUGCGGACUCCAAGUUGAAAGAUAGACUUUACAUUUUGUUUUAUCCUUUAUUUAGCAAAUACAGAGUGUGUGUAUGUAGUCCUGUGUACUGUUAUUGUUUGUAUAGAAACAUUUUGUAUAUAAUCUAGGAAUUCUUGGUGUUGUAAAUUAAAUCUGACAUCCAGUAAUAAAGUGAUAACUAGUGGCUAAACUGCAAAUGAGUCAUGCAAACUAUUCCACGUGUGUUAACCACUGAGACGUGACCAGAAAUAAACAUUCAUGAACAGCAGCUAUUAAAACUCUUUUUGCUUAAAUGCUUGACAUUCAUUAUUUAAA